Molecule: messenger RNA, 4189 nt
Organism: Rattus norvegicus (Norway rat)
Lineage: Eukaryota; Metazoa; Chordata; Mammalia; Rodentia; Muridae
Gene: Rasgrf1
Product: RAS protein-specific guanine nucleotide-releasing factor 1
Exons: 27
Coding region: 131-3865 (1244 amino acids)
Biological process (GO): small GTPase-mediated signal transduction; intracellular signal transduction
Molecular function (GO): guanyl-nucleotide exchange factor activity
Source: RefSeq, marked validated
GAGAGAGCGAGAGAGAGAGGGAGCGUUCAGCGAGCGCCAGAGAACGGCAGAGCGGCGCGCACCGACGAGGGGCAGUCGGGUGCCUCUCGGAGAUGUUUAGUGCGUGAGGUCUCUCUGGCCUCCAAGCACCAUGCAGAAAGCCAUCCGACUGAACGAUGGCCACGUCGUGUCCCUGGGACUGCUGGCCCAGAGAGACGGCACGCGCAAAGGCUACCUGAGCAAGAGGAGUUCGGACAACCCAAAAUGGCAAACCAAGUGGUUUGCGCUGCUGCAGAACCUGCUCUUCUACUUCGAAAGUGACUCGAGCUCUCGGCCCUCGGGGCUCUACCUGCUGGAGGGCAGUAUCUGCAAACGCAUGCCCUCCCCCAAGCGAGGGACCUCCUCCAAGGAGUCCGACAAACAGCAUCAUUACUUCACAGUGAACUUCUCCAAUGACAGCCAGAAGUCCCUAGAGCUGAGGACCGAUGACUCCAAGGACUGUGACGAGUGGGUGGCAGCGAUUGCUCGCGCCAGCUACAAGAUACUGGCCACAGAGCAUGAGGCGCUCAUGCAGAAGUACCUGCACCUGCUGCAGGUGGUGGAGACAGAGAAGACCGUGGCUAAGCAGCUGCGACAGCAGCUCGAGGAUGGCGAGGUCGAGAUCGAGCGCCUGAAGGCAGAGAUUGCAAACCUGAUCAAGGACAAUGAACGUAUCCAGUCCAACCAGCUGGUUGCCCCUGAGGAUGAGGACAGUGACAUCAAGAAAAUUAAGAAGGUACAGAGUUUCCUUCGCGGAUGGCUGUGCCGGCGAAAGUGGAAGAACAUCAUCCAGGACUACAUCCGGUCUCCUCAUGCCGACAGCAUGCGCAAGAGGAACCAGGUGGUGUUCAGCAUGCUGGAAGCUGAGGCCGAGUACGUGCAGCAACUACACAUCCUUGUCAACAAUUUUCUGCGCCCACUGCGCAUGGCCGCCAGCUCUAAGAAACCCCCUAUAACACAUGACGACGUCAGCAGUAUCUUUCUGAACAGUGAGACCAUCAUGUUCCUGCACCAGAUCUUCUACCAAGGCCUGAAGGCCCGUAUCGCCAGCUGGCCCACCCUGGUUCUGGCGGACCUGUUCGACAUCCUGCUGCCAAUGCUUAACAUCUACCAGGAGUUCGUCCGCAACCACCAGUACAGUCUCCAGAUCCUAGCACACUGCAAGCAAAACCGGGACUUUGACAAGCUCCUCAAGCAGUAUGAGGCCAAGCCAGACUGCGAGGAGCGCACACUGGAGACCUUCCUCACCUAUCCAAUGUUCCAGAUCCCCAGGUACAUCCUGACACUCCAUGAGCUGCUGGCCCACACACCUCAUGAGCAUGUGGAGCGCAACAGCCUGGACUAUGCCAAAUCCAAACUAGAGGAGCUGUCCAGGGUCAUGCACGACGAAGUCAGUGAGACCGAGAACAUCCGCAAAAACCUGGCCAUUGAGCGUAUGAUCACCGAGGGCUGUGAGAUCCUCCUUGACACCAGCCAGACCUUUGUGCGCCAAGGUUCCCUCAUCCAGGUGCCCAUGUCAGAAAAGGGCAAGAUCAACAAGGGCCGCCUGGGGUCUCUGUCCCUUAAGAAAGAAGGUGAGCGCCAGUGUUUCCUGUUCUCCAAGCAUCUCAUCAUCUGCACCAGAGGCUCUGGUAGCAAACUGCACCUAACCAAGAAUGGCGUGAUUUCCCUCAUUGACUGCACUCUACUGGAUGAUCCAGAAAACAUGGAUGAUGACGGCAAAGGACAAGAGGUAGAUCACCUGGACUUUAAGAUUUGGGUGGAGCCAAAGGAUUCCCCACCCUUCACAGUCAUCCUGGUGGCCUCAUCCAGGCAGGAGAAGGCGGCAUGGACCAGUGACAUCAUCCAGUGCGUGGAUAAUAUCCGCUGCAACGGGCUCAUGAUGAAUGCCUUUGAAGAAAAUUCCAAGGUCACCGUGCCGCAGAUGAUCAAGUCUGAUGCUUCCUUAUACUGUGAUGAUGUUGACAUUCGCUUCAGCAAAACCAUGAAUUCUUGCAAAGUGCUGCAGAUCCGCUAUGCCAGCGUGGAGCGCCUGCUGGAGCGCCUGACUGAUCUUCGCUUCCUGAGUAUUGACUUUCUCAACACCUUCCUGCACUCCUAUCGAGUCUUCACCGAUGCUGUGGUGGUCCUAGACAAGCUGAUCAGCAUCUACAAAAAGCCCAUCACUGCGAUUCCUGCCAGGUCACUGGAACUCCUGUUCUCCAGUAGCCACAACACCAAACUUCUGUACGGAGAUGCCCCCAAGUCGCCUCGUGCCAGCCGCAAGUUCUCCUCGCCGCCGCCCUUGGCCAUCGGCACUUCGUCCCCAGUCCGCCGCCGGAAGUUGUCUCUCAACAUUCCCAUCAUCACAGGCGGCAAGGCGCUGGAACUGGCUUCGCUCGGGUGCCCCUCCGACGGCUACACCAACAUACACUCGCCCAUAUCUCCCUUCGGCAAAACCACGCUGGACACCAGCAAGCUCUGUGUGGCCAGCAGCUUGACCAGAACGCCGGAGGAGAUUGAUAUGACCACUCUAGAGGAGUCAUCAGGCUUCAGGAAGCCGACCUCAGACAUCUUGAAAGAAGAGUCUGAUGAUGACCAGAGUGAUGUAGACGACACAGAAGUGUCUCCACCAACACCGAAAUCAUUCAGAAACAGAAUCACUCAAGAGUUCCCACUCUUUAACUACAACAGUGGAAUCAUGAUGACAUGUCGCGAUCUGAUGGACAGUAACCGCAGCCCUCUGUCAGCUACCUCUGCCUUUGCCAUAGCGACUGCAGGAGCCAAUGAAAGCCCCGCAAACAAGGAGAUAUAUCGAAGGAUGUCUUUGGCCAACACAGGGUAUUCCUCUGACCAGAGAAAUAUCGACAAAGAGUUCGUGAUCCGCAGAGCGGCCACCAACCGUGUACUGAAUGUGUUGCGCCACUGGGUCACCAAGCACUCCCAGGACUUUGAAACUGACGACCUCCUCAAAUACAAGGUGAUCUGCUUUCUGGAAGAGGUCAUGCAUGACCCAGACCUUCUACCACAAGAGCGAAAGGCAGCAGCCAACAUCAUGAGGACUCUGACCCAGGAAGAAAUAACUGAAAACCAUAGCAUGCUGGAUGAGCUCUUACUAAUGACGGAGGGUGUGAAGACUGAGCCCUUCGAAAACCACUCAGCCAUGGAGAUAGCAGAGCAGCUGACCCUGCUGGAUCACCUUGUCUUCAAGAGUAUUCCUUAUGAGGAAUUCUUUGGCCAGGGCUGGAUGAAGGCAGAUAAGAAUGAAAGGACACCUUACAUUAUGAAAACCACCAGACAUUUCAACCAUAUCAGUAACUUGAUCGCUUCAGAAAUUCUCCGAAACGAGGAGGUCAGUGCAAGGGCAAGCACCAUCGAGAAGUGGGUGGCUGUUGCCGACAUUUGCCGCUGCCUGCACAACUACAAUGCUGUGCUGGAGAUCACUUCCUCCAUCAACCGCAGCGCAAUCUUCCGACUCAAGAAGACAUGGCUCAAAGUUUCUAAGCAGACGAAAUCUCUGUUUGACAAGCUCCAAAAGCUUGUGUCAUCAGAUGGCCGAUUUAAGAACCUCAGAGAAACUUUGCGAAAUUGUGAUCCACCCUGUGUCCCUUACCUGGGGAUGUACCUGACCGACUUGGCAUUCCUCGAGGAAGGAACACCCAAUUACACAGAGGACGGCCUGGUCAACUUCUCCAAGAUGAGGAUGAUCUCCCAUAUUAUCCGCGAGAUUCGCCAGUUUCAGCAGACUACUUACAAAAUCGAGCCCCAGCCAAAGGUAACUCAGUACUUAGUGGAUGAAACCUUUGUGUUGGACGACGAAAGUCUGUAUGAGGCCUCCCUCCGAAUUGAACCAAAACUCCCCACAUGAGGCUGCACUCCCCACCCCUGCUGCACCGCGCCACAUUGCGCCACACUGCGCUGCGCCGUGCCAUGCCGUAACCCCAUGCCGUAACCCCAUGCCGUAACCCCAUGCCGUAACCCCAGCCGUAACCCCAUGCCGUAACCCCAUGCCGUAACCCCAGCCGCUUCUGUGAACACCUGCUAUGUGAUGUUGUAGAAUAACCAUGUAAUGUUGUAGAAGAACCGUUCGUGUUCCUCUGUACUUGUUCUGCGGUGUGCGCCUCUCUGAGAAUAUAUAAUCUGUUCCUGUCGUGUAAACCCGAAGAAUAAAUGUCUGCAUUCAAAAUACAAA